AUGGCGACUUGCAAUUGGGAUCAGCAGGUCUACUCCCCCAUGUCUGUUCAGCUGGAAGAUGAUGAAGAGAAGGAGGACGUGAACUCUGCCAAAAAGGAGGACCCGGACCUCGUCGAGGGGCAGCAGAUCAAAGAUGCCGACCGGAACUCCAAGAGCCCGGAGAAAGAGAAAGAGGAGGAUGCUGCCAGCCAAAAGUCAGGAAAGAGCCAGGACCGGAAAGAUCGGGACCGAAGUCGUAGCCGCGGCAAGGACCGAAGAGAUCGGGACCGAAGCCGCAGCCGCGGCAAGGACAGAAGUCGUAGCCGCGGCAAAGACAGAGAGAGAAGGCGGGAAGAUCGAAAGACCCUGGCCAUCUCCAACCUCAGUCGAAAUGUGAAUGAAGACCAUCUCAAAGAGAUCUUCGGAAACUAUGGCAAGGUCAAGGAGGCAACCUUAGCCAUCGACAAGGCAGCCGGUCUUCCCAAGGGCUAUGCCUAUGUCGAGUUCUACGAGGAAAGAGAUGCUGAUCGGGCCAUUUCCCACAUGAACAGCGGGCAGAUCGAUGGGAAUGUCAUAAGAGUCGAGCACCAGGCUGACCGAAAGCGAAGGCUGGAGCAUGCACCAGCCAUUCCGAUGCGGCCGCGAGUGCCGCGAACGGCUCCUGUGGCGCAAGUCCGUCAGGAACGAGAGCCACGCGUCGAGAAGCGCGAGCAGCAUGAGCGUGAACGAGACCGCGAUCGGGACCGAGAUCGUGACCGUGAGCGCCGAGCUGAGGCAACCAAGAGGGAGGAUCGCAGCGGCCGAGACCGGGAUCGGGAUCGAGAUCGUGACCGUAAUCGGGAUCGGGACCGAGAUCGAGAGAAAGAAAAGGAGCGUGCCAAGGAGAAGGAGCGUGAGAAAGAAAAAGAGAAGGAAAAGGAGAGAGAACGAGAAAGGGCCAAGGCUCGCAGAAAGGCCGACGAGUCUGACUCCGAGGACUCCGAGGAGGACUCGAUCCCCAAGGCGAAAGCCAAGAAGCCGGCCCCGAAAAAGGAAGACAAGGAAGACAAAAAAGAUGAGAAGAAGGAAGAGAAGAAGGAGACCAAAGCGCCGGCAAAGACCAAAGCGAAGGACACGGAAGAUAAGAAAAAGCCCGCGGUGAAAAAGAAGAAGGAGGCAGAUGCCGAAGAGAAGCCGAAGGUGAAGUCGAAGACCGCGGAAAAGCCAAAGACGAAAGAUAAAGACGAAAAAGCCAAGGCCAAGCCAAAGGCCAAAGAAAAGGAAGAAAAAGCUAAGGUGACAGAGAAGCCCAAAGCCACCAAAACGAAGGCCAAGGAGCCGGAGAAAUCCGAGAAGGCCGAGAAGGCUGAGAAGGUGAAGAAGACAGACAAGGCCAAGGCUCAGGCCGGCGAGGCGGCCAAGAAGGCCGUGAAGGCCACCAUCUCAAAGGAGAAGAAGCCUGCCACGAAGGAUGCAAAGGACCCGAAGGCGAAGGCCAAAGGCACGCCGGGAGUGCUGUGA
Messenger RNA from Symbiodinium sp. CCMP2592, 1479 nucleotides. The record is from the annotation of a GenBank genome assembly. Lineage: Eukaryota; Dinophyceae; Suessiales; Symbiodiniaceae.